This is a messenger RNA of Acomys russatus (golden spiny mouse), 666 nucleotides long. It is a transcript of the gene Tnfaip8l1, whose product is annotated as TNF alpha induced protein 8 like 1. Lineage: Eukaryota; Metazoa; Chordata; Mammalia; Rodentia; Muridae. The transcript is spliced from 2 exons. Bases 97 to 657 code for a protein of 186 amino acids. Gene Ontology annotation, cellular component: cytoplasm. Gene Ontology annotation, biological process: regulation of apoptotic process; negative regulation of TOR signaling. The record is from RefSeq and is a predicted model, not a curated record.
CAGCCCCCGGGCUCAGAUCCACUGGCCGGAGCCUCCCGCCCCACAGAGGCUCCAGCACAAAACUGACUACCAGACGGAUCCGGGGGAGCAGGACCCAUGGACGCCUUCAGCACUAAGAGCCUGGCCCUGCAGGCCCAGAAGAAAGUCCUCAGCAAGAUGGCUUCCAAGGCCAUGGUGGCCGUGUUUGUGGACGACACCAGCAGCCAGAUCUUGGAUGAACUGUACCAGGCCACCAAGGAGUUCACUCGCAGCCGGAAGGAGGCACAGAGGGUGAUGAAGAACCUGGUGAAGGUGGCGGUGAAGGUGGCUGUGCUGCUGAGGGCAGGCCAGCUGGAUGGCAGCGAGCUGGCCCAGCUGCAACAGUUCCGCGUCCGCGUCCGCAACCUGGCCAUGACGGCGCUCAGCUUCCACCAGGUGGACUUCACCUUCGACCGGCGGGUGCUGGCCGCGGGGCUGCUAGAGUGUAGGGACCUGUUGCACCAGGUGACUGGCCGGCAUCUCACCGCCAAGUCCCACGGCCGCAUCAACCACGUCUUCGGCCACUUUGCAGAUGGUGACUUCCUGGCCGCACUGUACGGCCCGACAGAGCCCUACCGGAGUCACCUGUGCCGCAUCUGUGAUGGCCUCGGGAGGAUGGUAGACGAAGGUGGCAUCUGACCUGCAGCC